Messenger RNA from Drepanopeziza brunnea f. sp. 'multigermtubi' MB_m1, 210 nucleotides. The record is from RefSeq and is a predicted model, not a curated record. Lineage: Eukaryota; Fungi; Ascomycota; Leotiomycetes; Helotiales; Drepanopezizaceae.
AUGUUCAUUCACACAUUCACACAUAGCCCGCCCCGACCCGACCCGACAAGAUAUGCGCGACGGACUAAGGAGAAGCAGAAGGAGAAGGAGGAGAAGGAGAAGGAGAAGGAGAAGGAGAAGGAGAAGGAGAAGGAGAAGGAGAAGGAGAAGGAGAAGGAGAAGGAGAAGGAGAAGGAGAAGGAGAAGGAAGAGGGGAAUCAAGAUUUUUGA